AUGACAUUCGCUACUGAAGAUCUUAGCAUCCAACCAGGCGGUCUGCAGACCCCCAAGUGUGGGUAUGAUACAGCCCAGAAGCCCUGCGCUACGUUCCUACCCACACCGGUCUCAGAGAAGAAUAGCCGCGGUGUGCUAUCCUUACUAGACCCUAACAAGGUCUCCUGGGUGUCACCAGCAUCGACAGUAUCGACUACGUCGUCUCCGGCAGGGUUCAACGACAUGUGGGAUUUACCCGAGACGCCCACCAAGCGGACGACCAGCGCUUCUCCACGAAGUAUCCUGACGCCUUUCACGCCUCCAACACCCCCUGAUUCUUCUAAAAGGCUGCUUUUCACCCCAAUCUCCAAGCCUAUUUUCGGCGUUGGAGUGACUCCAGCGAUUCCCGAGCCCUUUUUCCAGGAAAAGGUGACAGCGGCACAGGAUGACCCUUUCCAACCGAAGUUGUUCCGAGGCGUCACGUUGGUGCUUGAAGAGAUCUCCAAGGCAAGCGUCGCGGCUGCUACCGUCAAAUACAACAGCAACCCCACGUUCGUGUUCACGCAGGAUACUAGUGUCAGUUCACGAACACGUUCCAAGACAGCCGCCACCACAACAGUCGCUUCAUCUCUACGUACCGCUGUUCGUGAAGAGACAACCAUCGUUACAUCUCCCCAAGAUCGCAUCCAUCCGCCUUUGGACAGCAAGUUCUCGAAGCUACUAGAACAACUCGUCCCACACGAUCUCCAUGCAAGGCUGGCCAGCGCUCCGGGCUACUGCCCCGCGUCCCUCGUAAAGAGCCCCUCUCAACGAUGCAGUCACAUGGCAAAGCCUCAGGAAUCGCGUCGUGAUGUUGUUAGCGCUGUGAAGGAUAUAGCGAAGUUCAAGAGACGAGAAGACUACCGCCGUAUGCUACGCCGUGUCAAGACGAUCGUGCAGUCAGUCAUGUGCAAGACGCAUCAGGGCACGGCGUUGAACGAGAUUGAGGGUGGAUCCAGGAUAUCGCAACUGCGCAACAAGCUUGAAGGCAGGGUACACAUGACGAAACAAGAUCAAUCGACUUUUACGCGAUGGGUCAACACGAUCAGUCACCUUGAAGCAUCUACAAAUCAUGCUGCGCGACCCACGACCACUGUCAUAACAUGUAAGCCAGCUACACAAGUCAAGCGGGCAACAAAGCCCAAGUUCAGAGUGUCAACCACUGAGGCAACUGUCCGCUUCUCGUUCUCAUGCUCAUCGGGCUUCACACCUUAUCAACCAAAGAAAGUCCGGGAGCUCUCCGUGUUCUCUGCACUUUACGAAAGAGCCGCUUCUCCAUUGGGUGCCAAAGACCUGACUCCGGGUCAUGUUUACCUCUUCUGGGACAAGGCGUAUUUCGGCAUCGUCAAGAUCGGGUACACCAACGAUCUGGCUACGCGGCUCAAAGGCUGGAACACAAAGUGCAAGCGCAAGCACGACUAUCACUCCCGUAUGGAGAGUCAGGUGGUGAUGCCGCAUGUUCAUCGCGUCGAGCAGCUUAUACACACUGAGCUGAAGGAGUGUAGACUGCGAAGACAGUGUGAAGGCUGCGGUAGGCUGCAUGAAGAAUGGUUUGAAGCCAGUCAAGCGCAUGUAGUCAAGGUUAUGAAGAAGUGGCGGGAGUGGAUUCAGCAAAAGCCCUACGUGCAAGACGAAGAGUCGGGGGAGUGGGUCCUCAAGCCUGAGAUGUUUGCUUCUCUCGAGCAGAUGUGUGAGCCUCUACCCCAGGAUGCGGCUACCCAAACGCCGAGGAGGAAGAGUGCAGACAGCAUCUUCGAAGCAGCAAAGCUCGUCCGAGCCCGCUACGCGCCCGCCACCGCCGCCUCGCAAGGUGAGGCGUCCGAUCAGAUCGACACCGGAAGAGUCACCAAGACCAUCGUGCGAAACCGCGGCCGUGUCGCCGGCAACUACGCGAAGACACGAAGCAGCUACAGCAGCUUCCAGCCAAACAGCAUGGACUGGGCCAGCGAAGCCGAUUGGCUGAAGCCUUUCCUUGGUACCUCGCCGCCGCCCAAGGACCCGAUGAUGCUGAGCUCGGCCUUGAAGCCUGCCGCCAAGAUCGUCUACAUCUUGAAGCAUGAGCUCGCAGAUGAUGACGCCAUUGCUCUGCUCGCUGGCUGCGGGAUCAGCGAUAAGUCGUCCGAUGAGUUUGCUCGCGCUAGAAAGCGGACAAGGGACUAUCAGUCGGAGUUCCAGGCCGAGGUCAUGAGCGACUUCAUCUACCCCAGAGUAGCCAUGGUCAUCUGCGAAUGGAAGGAGCAGGCUGCGAAUGCUGACAAAGCCGUCGAAGACCUCACCCCGGUUGAGCGCGAAGCUCUUUGGCAGGGCGACUUCGACAAGGACCCGGAACGUAUGGCGGCCGCGAUGUGGGGAGAUGUCGGCAAGAGUAUCCCUUGGGACAAGAUCUACAAUCUCGGAUUCGGUAACGCAGAGGUGAAGGCCAAGCUCCAGGCUGUGAGAGACAUGUUCCGCGCCAAGUACGUGUUCGCUUGCGAGCAGACGUUCAAGAUGCGUUACUGCGAUCCUUCUACGCUUGAAGACGACGACGAGGCGCUUUCCUGGAUGACUCCGGCUCAACGUUGCUAUGCAAAAUGGCGCGGCUUCCGCCACGACGAGCGCUUCGCCGACGCCAUCGUGGGUUAUGCGAGCUUGCCGGUACACGGUGGACCUCCGAAUGAUCGGAGGAAGCAGUCAAGUGCUAUUGCAGUCCCGAAGUUGAAUGAGCACGACGCGGCAUUUAUGGCCGCACUCUUAAACAGUGAUUAUGAAGGGGAAGGCGAGGAAGACGACGAGGAAGUCGACAUUUUUGCCGAUUGA
Messenger RNA from Alternaria triticimaculans, 2814 nucleotides. RefSeq lists its product as uncharacterized. Bases 1 to 2814 code for a protein of 937 amino acids. The transcript has 4 exons. The record is from RefSeq and is a predicted model, not a curated record. NCBI's taxonomy places the organism in Eukaryota, Fungi, Ascomycota, Dothideomycetes, Pleosporales, Pleosporaceae.